Molecule: messenger RNA, 4344 nt
Organism: Colius striatus (speckled mousebird)
Lineage: Eukaryota; Metazoa; Chordata; Aves; Coliiformes; Coliidae
Gene: SMC2
Product: structural maintenance of chromosomes 2
Exons: 25
Coding region: 381-3968 (1195 amino acids)
Biological process (GO): chromosome organization
Cellular component (GO): chromosome
Molecular function (GO): ATP binding; ATP hydrolysis activity; protein binding
Source: RefSeq, a predicted model, not a curated record
CGGCUCCCACCGCCGCACCUGCCUGACCUGGGGAUGUGGGUCGUUACCUCUGGCCAAGAGGCUGCCUCCUGAGCAGGGGCAAGGAACAGACCCCGGCCUUCCCGCCUCUCGCCGGGAAAGAAAGAGCUGACCACCCCGAGACCUGCAGCGCGGGGGCAGCCGCGGGCAGAUGGCUCUUUCUCCGCCUCCUCUUUCUCCGCCUCCUCUUUCUCCGCCUCCUCUUUCUCCGCCUCCUCUUUCUCCGCCUUUUCCUGUAACGGCUGCUGACUCUCGGCGCAAUAUUUGAACUGCUGCGGGCGGACGGGAGCGGAUUACACAGAUAUUUCCCUUCGUACUCUUGAGAGGAAUACUUUGCCAGAUUCCUUAGGAACACGGAGAAGAUGUAUAUCAAAUCAAUUAUUCUUGAAGGUUUUAAGUCGUAUGCUCAGAGGACUGAAGUUAGUAACUUUGACCCAUUAUUCAAUGCUAUUACUGGUUUGAACGGUAGUGGCAAGUCCAAUAUCUUGGACUCAAUCUGUUUCCUGUUGGGAAUCUCCAACCUGUCACAGGUACGAGCUUCCCACCUGCAAGAUCUAGUUUAUAAAAAUGGACAAUCUGGAAUUACUAAAGCAACUGUGUCUAUUACCUUUGAUAAUUCUGACAAGGAACGAAGUCCUCUGGGAUUUGAAGGUAACAAUGAGAUCACUAUCACUAGGCAGAUUAUCAUUGGAGGUAGAAAUAAGUAUCUCAUCAAUGGUGUGAAUGCUACUAACACACGCGUGCAGGAUCUCUUCUGUUCUGUUGGACUCAAUGUCAAUAAUCCUCACUUCCUCAUUAUGCAGGGACGAAUUACCAAAGUCCUAAAUAUGAAGCCACCAGAGAUUUUAUCUAUGAUUGAAGAAGCAGCUGGUACUAGGAUGUACGAAAGUAAGAAAAUAACUGCCCAGAAGACCAUAGAGAAGAAGGAAUCCAAACUGAAAGAGAUUCAAAAGAUCUUGGAUGAGGAGAUCACUCCCACUUUACAGAAACUAAGAGAGGACCGAUCUUCAUAUCUAGAGUACCAAAAAGUAACACAAAAAAUAGAACAUUUGAGCCGUCUCUGUAUAGCUUAUCAAUUUGUGCUGGCUGAAGAGACAAAGCUGUCCUCCACAGGAAUAUUAAAGGAAAUGCAGACCAACAUAGAGAAGUUUAAAGAAUCAAUGUCUGAAAAUGAAAGGAAAUUGAAAGAACUUAAUGAAGAAAUAGCGGAGAUGGAAAAAGAAAGGGAUAAGGAAGUUGGUGGUGCACUCCGUUCACUGGAAGAUGCUUUUUCAGAAUUGCAGAGAGUGAAUACUAGGGCACAAAGUGCCCUUGAUCUCAAGAAGCGAAACUUAAAAAGUGAAGAGAUUAAAUAUGAAGAGCUGGUAAAACACAUGCAGGAGGAGUCUAAAGCAUUAGCAUCAAAGGAGAAGGAAGUAAAGAAGAUCAAAAAUGAACUAAAUGGUCUACAGGAUGCAAGUGAAAAGGAAGCAGAUGCUUUAUCUGCAGCACAACAGUAUUUUAAUGCUUUAUCUGCUGGUUUGUCUGGUAAUGAUGGCGGGGAAGAAGCUACUCUUGCUGGGCAAAUGUUGACCUGCAAGAAUGAAAUCAGCAAAGCAAUAACAGAGGCUAAACAGGCUGAAAUGAAGUUGAAUUAUGCACAACAAGAAUUAAAGAAAAAACAAGCUAAAGUUGAAAAGGUGGAUGGGAGUUACAGGAAAGACCAAGAAGCAUUUGAAGCUGUCAGUAAAACAAAAGCAUCACUGGAAAACCAAAUGAAGAAGCUGAACUAUGAAGAACAAAAAGAAGAAACCCUUUUAGCAAAAAAGAAGGCACUGACUGAGGACAUCAGCCGUCUGAGAGAAGCAUAUGAAGGUUUAAUGACAAAGUUUCCUCAUCUGCACUUUGAAUACAAUGACCCAGAAAAAUACUGGGAUAGAAACUCUGUCAAAGGCCCUGUUGUGACGCAGAUCAUUGUGAAAGACAUGUCCAAAGCAAAAGCCCUGGAAGUGACAGCUGGAGGGAAGCUCUAUAACAUUAUUGUGGACACAGAGGUUACUGGCAAAAAGAUUCUAGAGAAGGGUGGACUGAAGCGUCAAUACACCAUCAUUCCACUAAACAAAAUUUCAGCCAGGUGUGUUGCACAUGAAAUCAUCAAGUUGGCCCAAUCCUUGGCUGGUCCCGGUAACUUGGACUUAGCCCUGUCUCUGAUUAGGUAUGAGCCUGGAUUACAGAAAGCAAUGGAAUAUGUCUUUGGAGUGACAUUGAUCUGUAACAAUAUGGACAAUGCAAAGAAAGUGACCUUUGACAAAAGGAUCAUGACAAAGACUGUUACAGUCGAUGGAGACACGUUCGAACCCCAUGGCACCCUGCAUGGAGGUGCACGCCCAAAGACUGUACCAAUAUUGUCUAAACUUCAAGAAAUGAAAGACAUUGAAGAAAAACUCAAGACAAAUGAUUUUGAACUUGAGGCUGUAGAGAAAGAUCUGGCAAGCUUGAAGAGUAAUGCUGAAAAGUACCGGCAUCUGAAGCAGGACUGGGAGAUGAAGUCUGAGGAAGCAGAGCUGUUGAAAACAAAGCUUCAGCAAAGUGCUUAUCACAAGCAAGAGGAGGAGCUGCUUGCCCUGAAGAGAACCAUUGCGGAGUGUGCGGAAGCAUUGAAGAAUACUAAAGAGAGCCAAAAGAAAGCAGAAGAUAAAUACAAAAUGUUGGAGAGUAAAAUGAAAAAUGCAAAAGCAGAAAGUGAAAAGGAACUAAAAAAUGCCCAGGACAAACUAGAUGCUGCCAAGAAAAAGGCAGAAGCUUCAAGCAAAACAGUGAAAGAAAAGCAGCAGGAACUUGAAGCUUUAGUUCUGGAACUUGAAGAGCUGAAACAAGAAGAGGCCUCCUAUAAACAACAGAUAGAGGCUGCAGAUAAAGCAAUCAAAUGCUUACAAGAGCAAGUUAAUGCUUUGGCAGCUGAGGUGUCCGAGACAAAGGAGUCUGUAGAGAAAUCACAGAAGGAGCUGGCCAAGCAAAAAGAAGUAAUUAUGUUACAGGAUAAAGAAAUUAAGGCCAAAUCUGCAGAGAUGGUAAAAUGCAGAGAACAAAAUAAUGAAUUACAGCUUCAGAUUAAAUCAAUAGAACACAACAUCAGCAAGCAUCAACAAGAGUCUGCUGAUGCUGCUGCCAAGGUGACCAAAAUGCUGACAGAGUAUGCGUGGCUAGCUUCAGAGAGACCACUUUUUGGUCAGCCAAACACAGCCUAUGACUUCAAAACUAAUGAUCCUAGAGAAGCAAGUCAGAAGCUGAAGCAACUGCAGGAGAAAAAAGAGAACUUGGGAAGGAAUGUGAACAUGAGAGCUAUGAAUAUGCUUUCUGAGACAGAGGAGAGGUAUAACGACUUAAUGAGGAAAAAGAGAAUCGUAGAGCAGGACAAGUUAAAAAUUCUCACAACUAUUGAAGAGCUUGACCAGAAGAAAGCUGAAGCUUUAUCUAUUGCUUGGAAAAAGGUGAAUGAAGACUUCGGUUCAAUUUUUUCAACACUCCUACCAGGAGCCAAAGCUAUGCUAGCAGCCUGUAAAACAGAUGAUGUCCUGGAUGGUCUGCAGUUCAGAGUUGCCUUGGGAAACACGUGGAAGGAAAACUUAAUGGAACUCAGCGGAGGACAAAGGUCAUUGAUGGCCUUGUCCUUGAUCUUGGCGAUGCUUCUCUUCAAACCUGCCCCCAUUUACAUCUUGGAUGAAGUAGAUGCAGCUCUUGAUCUCUCUCAUACCCAGAAUAUUGGGCAGAUGCUUCAUACCCAUUUCAGACACUCCCAGUUCAUUGUGGUGUCCCUGAAGGAUGGAAUGUUCAGCAAUGCUAAUGUCCUCUACAAGACCAAGUUUGUGGAUGGUGUGUCCACCAUCACAAGACACAGUCAGUAUCAAAACAAAAAUAACAUACCUACCCUGGAGAAAGCCAAGACAGCAGUAGACAGUGAACAGGUGUGACUGACGGCCCUUGAUGUGCAUUUACAGCUGCCAUAGUGUUCUAUGAGCUAUGUUACAUCUGGGCUCUUAGUUCGCAUCCACAGCUCAUUUAGAAUUUGAACUCGCACACUUCUGCCCUGCCUGUGCUUACCGCUGGGGGCGUCGCCGGAGGCCCGCGGCAGGCAGCCAGGCUGAAACUGAAACACUGACUUGCAUUCAGAAAACCUGCUGCAAAGCCUAAGCACUGUCUUUUCUCCUUUCGCUGAAUACUAGAGAAAAGGGGCAUACUCAUUUUUAACCUACUAUUUGAAGCUAUAUUUGUAUAUUUUAAGCUAAUUGUUUUUAGAAUUUGCUGUUCUUGACAAUAAAUGGCACCUGCCUCCCCUCGUUUGAACAG